Molecule: messenger RNA, 3115 nt
Organism: Cynoglossus semilaevis (tongue sole)
Lineage: Eukaryota; Metazoa; Chordata; Actinopteri; Pleuronectiformes; Cynoglossidae
Gene: gzf1
Product: GDNF-inducible zinc finger protein 1
Exons: 8
Coding region: 70-2694 (874 amino acids)
Biological process (GO): regulation of gene expression
Cellular component (GO): nucleus
Molecular function (GO): protein binding
Source: RefSeq, a predicted model, not a curated record
AGCUGUGGUACAUUGUUUGAAAAUUAUAGCGAUUAAGAACUGACUCCAAGUCAGCCAACUCAGCACCGGAUGUGGUGGGAGCGAGUUCUACAGGAAACGUUCCGCGGUGUGGAACAUUUGUGGAGGGCUGCCAUUUUAGCAAGCUUACGAACAAAUGCAGUAAUGACCGGAGUCAACGUGGUCCAGCUUACCUCCAAGUCCCACCAUGAAAACAUUCUGUCCUCCCUACACCAGCUGAGGUUGCAGGGUCUCUUGAGUGAUGUCACAGUGCAGGUGGACUUCCAAGGAAGUGUGCAGGAGUUUCAAGCUCACCAAGUGGUUCUUGCUGCCACUAGUGGCUACUUUAAAAAGAUUUUCCUCUCUGAAAAUGCCGCACAGGACCAACUGCUACUCUCUAACAUGCAUGCUAACGAUUUUUCAAAGUUUUUGGAAUUUGUGUACACCGGAAAAGUGGAAGUGGCCAAUGAUAAGAUCACGGAUGUUCAAGCUGUUGCACAAUUGUUGGACUGCAAGUGUCUGUCAGAGCUUUGCGGUGAAGCAGUAAAUGCUGGAAUUGCACAAAUCCCUAAAAAAACAAAAUCUGUAUCCAAUACGAAUCAGUGUGACUUACAGAGUGCCAGGAAAGGAAAACGGAAAAAACAAAAUGAAAACUCAUCAACAAAGCAACACCAAUCACCAAAUGCGUCUAAAGAGAAGACAAAGGCAAAACGAUACAGGGCAGAUACGGCAGAGAAAGAUGAAAAACGGGUCAAACAAAAGAAGUGUGGUAAUAAUGUAGAAAUACAAAUGAAAAACGAGGCACUGAACAAAGAAAAACAACCAACCAGUGAAGACACGGUAAUGAAGGACAGGGUUGAAGGUGAGGCUCAGGCAGAGAAUAGUGAUGAGAGGUCCGUGGAAAUGCUGGACCCCCACGUGGAGGACUGGGAUUAUGAGGAUGAGUCGUCAAACGUUGACCCUGAAGCACCUUUGUUACCAACGGAUGAAGAGCAAGUGGAGGAGGAAGGAGAGUCUAAGAUGAACUUCACAAGAACAUCCAAAGGCAAAUUCCAGUGUAACAAGUGUCAUCGGACCUUCCACUACGAGAGAAGCUACUUGAAGCACAUCGGUACAUACCAUGGAGUGAAAGCAGACGUGGUGUAUCGCUGUUUGACCUGCCAACAGACCUUCGCUAACCGCAGCAACUUGAAGAUCCACGAAAAGCAUGUCCACAGUAACGAGAGACUCUUUACCUGCAGUUCCUGCUCCAAGACGUUCAAACGAAAGAAGGAUGUUGUCCGGCACCAAAGACAGGUACAUGAACGUAACAAUAUGCGUCAUGUCUGCCCUGAGUGCGGGAAGGCUCUCAGCUCCAAAACUGCCCUACUUUUACAUGAACGCACCCACACGGGUGCAAAACCUUUUCAAUGCCCCAACUGUGAGGCCAGGUUCAGCCAGAAGGCUGCGCUCAAAAUGCAUUACAGGACUCACACAGGAGAAAAGCCUUUUGCUUGUGAUGAGUGUGAAGCCCGAUUCACACAGAAGCAUAUGUUGGCCUAUCACAAGCGAUCGCACACAGGGGAGAAGCCUUUCAUGUGCGAGGCAUGCGGGAAAAGUUUUGCAUCUAAAGAAUACCUGAGGCACCACUCCAACAUCCACACCGGGUUCAAGCCGCACAAGUGUGAACACUGUGGCCGAGGCUUCGCUCAGAGGAAUUCCCUUCACCAGCAUCUUAAAACACACACAGGUGAGCGUCCAUACAGCUGUAAAGACUGCAACAAGACUUUCACCCAGAUCAACGCCCUGCAGAGGCACUGGCGUAUUCACACAGGAGAGAAACCCUACAUGUGUGGCCUCUGCAACCGGACAUUCACAGACAUGUCCACCCUCCGCAGACACAUUAUGAUCCAUGACUGCGAUGCUCCAUGGAAGACCUAUCUGGUGGUACUGGAGGGAAAUGUAGAGGAUAAAAAAUCACAAACUCCCACGAAGGGAAAGACUGAAAAGGUUGGAGCAGAAGAGAAAAAGAGUUCAUCCACAAAUAGUGCUGCUGCUGAAGAUGAAGCUGGUCAAGCUGAUGCCAAAGGAUCUGCUGAUGCCACAGAUGGUAAAGGUACAGCCGUUGAGGAUGGCUCCGCUGCUGCCGAGUCAGCAAAUAAAACCAGCACUAAUUCCAUCGUGGUUCCCGCCGAGCCAGUCUCCCUCCCAUCCGACUGGCCAAGUCACGGAACCAUUGCUCUGGUCAGCCACACCGCCCUGGGCGGCAUCACCGUCAUUCACACAGAGGUGCCGCACGGGGCUCAAAUCCAGCCCAUCAUGGCCACUGACAGCACAGGGGCCAAUAUCUUUUCCUUAGAUGGUUCAGGCAUCCCCUUCUCUAUACCUGUGUCCUUGGCUCACCCUGUGUCUCUGUCCACCGAGGCGUCCUCGGUUCUCUCAGUCCCCGUCUCUGAUGGCACACUUGCGUCCGUCUCAGGAAUUCCGAUCGUUUCGUCAUCUGUCCUUGAAGCUGCAGUGUCACAGACCAUUCUGGCUCCAGACUCUGAGACCAGGGUGACCUCUGAGAUGGAUUUACUAGGUGAAGGUUUUAAGACGGUUGUCGUCGAUGAGCAGGAGCGUGGAGAAAAAACGGCAGCGGUCCAAAGUGACAAAGAGCAAAGAACAGAAGACUCAGUGGACCAACUUAAAAAGACGUCAGACCAAGUAGCUGUGUGAAGUAUUCCUUUAAACAUUUGUCUUUGUCAGUGACAACAUAACUGCUCCUUAAAUAUGAAUAUUUAGUACACUCAGUUAGUUGCUACUGUGUUCUUGCCAUGUUUUAUUUAUAAUUAUUUGAAUGCAUCCUGUUGCAGCACUGAUGUUCAGUUUGAUUUGAAAUAAAUGUCAAAUAAUUUAACCUCACAGCAUAAACGCAGGGGGAAUUCAGGAACCAUUCCAGAUAUUCUCAGCAGUACAGACCAGGACACACGACCUUACACUGGUCAUACACUGUACUCAGGUAAUUCAUGUUGAUUAAAAAAAUCGAAAGAGGCUGAAAAUUACCUUUGGCACCUGUAAUAAAUCUGGAUUACAGUAUUUGUGACUGGCUGCUGAAACAUUUCGCUUUACUUAAUAAAUGUUUUUCGUGUCAGAAUCA